Molecule: messenger RNA, 2592 nt
Organism: Stylonychia lemnae
Lineage: Eukaryota; Ciliophora; Spirotrichea; Sporadotrichida; Oxytrichidae
Source: the annotation of a GenBank genome assembly
AUGAUUCACAGUAAAAAGGGCUCGCAGAUGGGAGGCAAAAUUUAUGUAGGCCUCAAUGACGUGGACAAGCGUAGAGAUUAGAUUGAGGGAAGUGGACGGUUGUUUAAGUACAAUGACUAGAAUAUAGGCCAACUCAAGAACUUUUUAAAUCCAAAAAACGACAUAUACAAACUGCCGAAGGAGAAGCUUGCACGAAUGCACAGUCUCAAAUUAGUAGAUCCUCCUAAACUUGUGAAAUAGAUAAUAGACAAGAAUGACUAGAGGAUGGAGCGACGAGAGAAGCUGAAUCAAGAAAAAGCAGAGAACCAGAAGCACAUGAUGAUCAUGAAGCAAAGGAUGAUAUCGAAGAUGUACCUCAAAGGAGGCUAGAUUGGGGCAGAUGUGGACCCAAAUGACAAUGACCUCGAUUUGAUACAGAAUGAAAAGUUUCAAAAAAGCCGUAGGAGAAAAUAGAGACUUGAAAAAAUCAUGUAGCAAAUCAAUAGAGACGCUGACCUUGACCAGUUUAAGUUUCAACCAGAUGAGCUAAAGUUUCCUUAUUCACUUCAUGAGAGGCGAGUAACAACUCAAAAGUUGCAAGAAUAUGAUGAGCAACUCCCGGAUGUAAGGGACAAGUACUCGAACAUCAAGAAAAACAAAAAACUGCUUUCUAAUUUCAUCCAUAAAUCAUCUUCCCAGCCUAGUUUGAUACUAGAUAAUAAAAAUGUUCGAUUAACUUAGACAGUUGGUGGAACUGGAACAGGUGGAAUGACUAGUCGUAGAUAAUCUAUUCAGAUUGAUCCUGAGUAAGAGUUCAUGGAAAAAUAAAAAGCGCUUUAAAAGUAAAAUCAUUAGAGAUUGAAAGCACUUCGACAGGAAGUGGUAUAUAUUAGAAAUAAUUUACAUUAAGAAUCCACAGAGUUUAAUUAACUUCUGGGCAUGAUAUAAAGUUUGAAAGAGUUCUUCCCAUUGAACACACUAUUGUAAAAAGAAAGAAAUUUCUACAGAGAGGCUAGAAAAUCUAUUGGAUCUAUAGAAGAGCUCAGAGAUUAUCAAAAGUCAUAAUUAGUUAUCAUAGAUAAAAAAUAGAAUUACCAUACGAGACAGCAGAGUUUAGACGAGAAAUUUGGAAAUAAAAGGCAAAUUCAAAAUUUGAUCAAGAAUAAUGCUAAUUAAAACUUUAUAGAAAAAUACAAGAUAUAGAAUUUUUAAGAAACCGGCUUGAGCAAGGAUAAAUAUUUAACAUAGUUGAUUAACAUCAGGGAACUUGAGAAGAAAUAGCAACUCAUGGAGAAAAAUCUAUACCUCAACAUGAAUCAUAAUGAUUUAGAUGAUACUUCGAGUGAUGAAGAUUCGCAUUAGAUCACUAUGAUAACAGAAGGAAAUUUAGAAUCAGUGGACAGAUAAGGGAAUGAGCAUCACACACCUUUCAAUAAUAAAAAUAUGCUACAAUAAACUUAACCAAAAUUACCCUUAAAUAAGCCAAAGAGUCAUAACAAUCUUUAAUCAAUCUAAAAGACUCUAAAUUACCCUAAUAUCCAGAUUUCAUCAUUAGGACAGCCAGCUUCUCCUUCACAUGAUAAAAAUCACGAAUUUCUUGAUUUAGACAAUCUAUCUUUUAACUCCAAAGAACUUAAUAGUCCAUUAAGAAGAUCACCAACAAGAAGUCCUUCAAAGAAAAAAGAGACGAAAGAAUCAAAACUAUUACUCUCUAAAUUCCAUGAUGAUCCAGUAAUACAGUCUAUUAUCACAAACGGCUAGGUGAGUUCUUUCCUUAGAGUAAAAAAAAAUCAAAUGAAAAAGGAGAAGAACAUGCUCUAACUGAUACCUAGUCUAGAGUAUGUAGAUGCUUAGUAAAGUAUAAAAAAUGCUAGUUAAACUGCAAGAAAUAACCAGAAUCCUUAGUUGAGUGAGUAUCGAAGAGCUUCGUUAAACUUUGAAGCUGUCCAUGAGAUUCAAAAGAACAAGACAGAGAGACAGCUUUUGAAGAAGCUCUAAAGACAUUUUAAGAAGAUUAACUCUGAGCUACAGCCAACAAUAUCAAGAUCUUAGUUAAACAAAUAGCUAUCAAUAAUGGAAAAGAUAAAUGAAGAGGAAAGACACAGAAUAACUGGAUCAAAUGUUAAGCUUUCUCAAUGCAUGCUAAAUAUAGUUGAUGGUGUUCAUUAGCAAGCAGCUUAAUAGCCAAUAUCGCAACUCUCUUAGCAUCAAGAUGCAUCUAGCUCAAAUAAAUUGACCAGUUCACCCUCAUUUAAAAAGCCUAUGAAUGGAGUUGGAGGAAAGAAUCAGUAAAAGCAUCAUGAAAAUAUUGAUCCGCUCUUUAGCAAUGAGUACUUUUAAAGGAAAUAUAGCAAUUAUGAGGAGGAACAUCUAAAGAAGGAUAGUGAGCUAAGAGAUAUAUAGCACAGUAGCUUGAAUAAGUUCAAAGACCAAAUAUCCUAGGUAAAAACAAGUCUUUUGACACAAAUUCAAAUGAAGGAGUAAUUAAUUAAAGAAUUCAAAGACAAGACUUUAGAUAUGCUCAAUAACAAAAUGCAAAAGCAUCAAUCAAAUCAGUAAAAGAAAUCAAUCGUUAAAAUGACUACAAUGAAGAAGGGAAAUAAUGUUAUUUGA